Peniophora sp. CBMAI 1063 is the source of this 3360-nucleotide messenger RNA. The record is from the annotation of a GenBank genome assembly. Lineage: Eukaryota; Fungi; Basidiomycota; Agaricomycetes; Russulales; Peniophoraceae.
AUGUCUAACGAAUCACAUUACCGUUAUCGGGUAACAAAUCGGACCGCAAGCGCGAACGCAAGCACAAAGCGCCUCGGCGCUGGCCCCAGACACUAUAUCAAUAAUCCUGGUCCUCGCGAGAGACUUGCCGCAGCUGCUGGACCUGGCCGAGCGACGAGGGUACCGAACGCUAACAUCGCCUGGGAGCCGGCUUUCAGAGGUCCGGACGCUCAACAGAUUUGGUCAAAUGCGAAAGGCAACACAGCCGGGCGAAGCGAUGAAGUAGAUCGCAAUGAAUCGCCUGGCCACCGCCUCAGCAGCGCUGGCGGGCCAGGAUCUACGAGCAACAGCGCGCCCGUUAAUUUUGCCGGCGCACUCGACAAUUUAGACGGAAGUACGAGAGUUGAUAUGUUUGGCGUACCCGUUGCGGCUCAAGAAGAUCCGGAUGGCCUGCAGGAGCAACGAACGAGCGAGGGCAAGACUCAAGUGGAUUACCUGCGGCAAUUCCAGGAAAGGAACCUCGCACCAGGAUACUCGCAUCUCAUCAUCGCUUUUCGCCAUGCGCCGCCGGUGGACCUUAGAGACUUUUGCUCGUCUUGCGUCCGCCGAAGUCAUUGGAAUAAUCCGUUUCACUUUGUCGGCUGGUGGACCGGCCAGCAUUAUUGUAAAGCCUGGCUGCAGGACGCCGGGGUGGCGAUUCACCUGUGCCCAAAUGCUCCUCCCGGUGAGAGCUGUCCACAGAACCCUGGCCGACAAGUCGCGUUCGACGAGAAGGACGCGGAGCCACCGCCGUCCUACGGUAGCUUUUCUUGGGAUUCUCAAUCUGAUCGCCACGCGGCGGUGAGCGAUCCCGUCGCAAACGAUCCUCUGACUGGAGCUCUACGGCCCGAUGAGCGUGUUCACCUUCCACCUGAGUUCGGCGACAUUGACGAAGGGGAGACGGAAGAUGUUGUGCUGACUGCCGGCCCUGACGGAGACGAUGAAUAUCAGCCUAUAGGGUCACAGGACGAUGGGUACGACGGCCCUCACUCUCAAGACCAAUUCUCGCCCGGGGUGGCGCGGGAAGGAAGUCAAUCGUCUAUUCCUACAAGAGACUGGUACGGUUAUCGAACUCUCGUUGUAACCCAUACCGACGGCAUCCACGGUAUUGGUGUUGGGUUUUGCCGAUGUCAAGGUGCACCUCCCGAGGACCACCAGCUGAUCAAAUACGGUGGUCUAUUCCCGGCGUCUCCGGAUACCCCGUCCAGCGCCUUUACCCUCCAGUUUCUGGAGUAUAGGCAUGUGGACGACGUGAUCUGCAAAACCACGCCGCAAGCUCAUAUGCGGAAGAUCAGGCGCUGCACCGAGCCGGAUGAGUUACGCCUCGCUCCCAACCGAUAUCCGGAGCUGCUGCUGGUCUCGCGUCUGUACACUGCUAUCAAGAAUCUGAUAGAUUUCGGCUUUGCGUCUCGACCCCUGCAGGACUGGCGUGACCCCCCGCCAGGUGGUCUUGUUUGGAAAUGCAUCGUUUGUCCCCGCAAGACGCCAGAUUUCAAUAACCUGCCGAAGGUUUGGCAGACCGAUCCCGAAGAAUGGCGCAAGUUCGUCUCGCUCUGCUACGAUGGUAACUUCAGCGGCGAUCACACAAUCUCUUGGAGACCGGGAAACAAUGUACCGCUCUUUCCGGGCACCGGCAUGUUUGGCCAUCCCGAUGCUAUCGCCGCUUACGAAGUGAAGAGCCUUGACGACAGGGCGCUUCGCCAGAUAUACCCAAAUCUAGGCGUCGGAGUCUGGCAUAUCUACGGCCAUGCGCUCGACUGCUUUCGCCGGUUUUCACCAUCCUAUUCACCGCGCGCUGGUAUCGUGGAUGGCGAAAUUCUAGAGACGCUGUGGUCGCUAUUAAACGGGAUCCUGCAGUCUUGCAGGGGCAUGUCUCUCGCGGCACGAGAGGAGAAGAUCAAUAUGCACAUGAAUGACAUUAACUAUCGCAAGAUCGUGGAAAUGGUCGGCACUUUGGUGAGGAAGUAUCGGAAAUAUACCACCGAACUUCGAGUUCGCCGUCGUCAUUUAUCACGCCUGGAGCUUUCCUGCAGCGAUGAGGAUAUUGAACGGUGGGAGUUAGCGCGGCGCGAUCUGGAGGAGAAACGCGUAAAGGAUCCUCGUUUUGCCGACAAAUUCUGGGAUAGCCCCUUUACUUCAGCAGAGCCGGGAAAGGAGAUAACCAAGGUUCGGUUGCUGGAGGAUGACAAGGACGGGCUUGUCAAAGCAAUCAUAGAGUCGUUGAAACUAGAAGAAGAUAGCCUCCGGAUUCAGGCGCAAGGCAAAGAUUGGGGCUCAUCUGUGGACGAUCGUCGAACAGCUGCGAUUGCUAGGACCAGAUUCGACAAUCGCCGGUCGCGAGCGAACCGACAGCUCGCGAGUUUGCUUGACGUGGACGUUCAAGACGAAGAUCUACUGCCGGCAAAAUUGGCAAGACUUCUUGAUGAAGACGAAUGGUCGGACGACAUUAACACCGCGCACCACCAUCACCUCCGCCCCAAGCCAGAGUUCCGACCAGUCGCCCUACCAUCCGGAUGGCCAUCUAUGCAGCGGGAGAAAGGGCGUUUGAGCGAACAGGGGCGACGAGCCAUGGAUUUUGAGAUAGAAUUGAGAGUCGCCGACAUGAUCGAACGCUUACAAGCAACGAGGGAAGGCUUGUGCGAUCAAGCCCAAGGGUAUCGACUCGCCAUCCGUAACAAGAAGGGCAAGGGCUCCGCGAAUUAUCGCGACCGAACUAACGCUUGGAUCCAUGCCCGACAACAGACGAAGGAUGUCCGAGUACACGCAGCCAUAUAUAACCAUCAUCUGCGUCGCUUACAGCUCUGCUUCUGGGACGACACGCCACAAGCUCUCGCACGCUACGCUACGCUGAGACAGCGAUACAAACCCAUUUUGGCGGAGCACAUCCGCUGCUCCACGGCCACGUACGAAAUGUAUAACGAUGUACGAACACGAGGCAAUUUCGCGCUACCUUGGUUCUGGCGCAUGCAGCACGCCAUUUCGACCAGCGAUACUGGAUCGCCGGGUGGCGGAGAUCAUUCCGUGGAUGACGACGAGACCUUCAUCGGGAACUUUUUCCGCACUCGUUGGAUCAACGCGAAGUGCGCAGUAGUUCGGUGCGAAGAGGAAGAGUUCAUGCUGCAGGGGGAAAUGCAGACAUGUUACCUAGGGUACCUAUCCCUGGCGUAUUCUUGGCGUCGUCGGGGUCGAUUGCUGCCUAUCGCCGAGGGUUCGGCUGACGAGUUUGCUGGUCUACGAGCUCACGCCUUGCAGAAUAUGCACGCGUGGCUUGACCUUGCCGCGCACGCCAGACAGUCUUUCAACGCAGAAGUAUCCGAUAUCAUAACCGAUGAAUUGCAAUGA